Molecule: messenger RNA, 1023 nt
Organism: Musa acuminata AAA Group (dessert banana)
Lineage: Eukaryota; Viridiplantae; Streptophyta; Magnoliopsida; Zingiberales; Musaceae
Product: succinate dehydrogenase [ubiquinone] iron-sulfur subunit 3, mitochondrial-like
Exons: 4
Coding region: 1-1023 (340 amino acids)
Biological process (GO): aerobic respiration; tricarboxylic acid cycle; respiratory electron transport chain
Cellular component (GO): mitochondrion
Molecular function (GO): 2 iron, 2 sulfur cluster binding; electron transfer activity
Source: RefSeq, a predicted model, not a curated record
AUGGCCAUGCACAACACUCGUCUUUCUCGGUGGUGGGAAAGAAGGGAUGUUGAGGAGGAGGAGGGUAUUGAUGAACUGGUUCAAGCAUGGGGAGCGAGCAAGGCGGCGAGCUUCGUGAGGGGAGUAGAGGAGUCGCCGCUGCAGGUCGUCCACAAAAACUUCCCCACGUUGAGAGGCCACCCAAAGGCCAGAGAGCACUUCGAGCUCGCCGCCCAGCUUCCGGAGAAGCCGACGAAGGAGUUCAAGAUCUACAGAUGGAACCCCGACGAACCCCGCCGCAAGCCCUUCCUCCAAUCCUUCUUCGUCGACCUGCGCACCUGCGGCCCCAUGGUAUUGGACGUGCUUCAGCAGAUCAAAGCGGAGCAAGAUCCCAGCCUGAGGUACCGGAGGUCGUGCAGGGAAGGCAUCUGCGGCUCCUGCUCCAUGAACAUCGACGGCAACAACACCGUGGCUUGUCUGAAGCCCGUCGACGCCGACACCUCGACAGCCACGAUGAUCACCCCUCUCCCCCACAUGUUCGUCAUCAAGGACCUCGUCGUCGACCUCACCAACUUCUACCAGCAGCACAAGUGCGGCCACCCGAUCCUUCUGCAGAGGAUGAUGAAGACGAUACACUUGUCCUUAAUACUCCAUCUGAAACAUGGUCUUCACAGGCUGAUCGAGCCAUGGCUGAAGACCAAGAAGCCACCGGAGAAGGGAAGAGAGUACCUGCAGUCGCCGAGGGAGCGGAAGAAGCUCGACGGGCUCUACGAGUGCAUUCUUUGCGCAUGCUGCAGCACGGCAUGUCCUGCCUACUGGUGGAAUCAGGAAGCUUUCUUGGGACCGGCUGCUCUACUCCAUGCCUUCCGCUGGGUCUCGGACAGCCGUGAUGAGUUCACGAAGGAGAGAAUACGAGGUCUGACGGAGGACGAGGACAAAUUAUACAGAUGCAGGACCAUCAAGAACUGCACAGCUGCUUGCCCGAAGAGCUUAGAUCCUGCAAAAGCCAUUUCUGCCAUGAGGACCAUUCAUCAACUUCACUAG